Molecule: messenger RNA, 2883 nt
Organism: Solea senegalensis (Senegalese sole)
Lineage: Eukaryota; Metazoa; Chordata; Actinopteri; Pleuronectiformes; Soleidae
Product: mucin-13
Exons: 14
Coding region: 30-2156 (708 amino acids)
Biological process (GO): cell-cell junction assembly
Molecular function (GO): calcium ion binding
Source: RefSeq, a predicted model, not a curated record
UCCUUCUCCUGACAUCUGUCGCCAAAGGAAUGACAGAGAAUGUCACCACCAAUGAGACAUCUACCACACCUGGAACCACUUUUGUGGCCAUUACACCAAGCUCAAAUUCAAGCGACAACCAGUCAACACCACCACCAUACACUUCUCCAUCGACUCCAUACAGUGUUACAUCACUGUCCAAUACAAGCACAGAUACAGGCUACACCAACCCCACUGCAACCACCACACCAGCUGCAGAUCACACACAGAGCAACAAUCACACUGCAACUACAAGUUCACAAGGCACACACACCAGCAACAACACCACUACGAUUACCACAACAGGUAAUGGCACAAUUACAAGUGCACCUAUCACCCACACAAGCAACGACACACCAAUGACUACACCAAUUACUCACACAAGCAAUGACACAACUAUGACUACACCAAUUACUCAAACUACCAACGACACAACAAUGACUACACCAAUUACUCACACAAACAACAACGUAACUAUGACUACACCAAUUAUGCACACAAGCAACAAUGUAACUAUGACUACACCAAUUAUGCACACAAGUAACAAUGUAACUAUGACUACACCAAUUACUGACACAAACAACACAGCCAUGACAACCCCAAUUAUUCCUUCGACACAACCAAACAUCACAGCAGGUCCAACACAAGCAACCACACAAACCAGCAACAGCACGACACAACAAAGCACAGUUACACCAGGAAGCUCGACAAACUCAACUCAGACCUCCCCUGAGACUCCUGCACCCAAUAGCACCACCUCGUCCUCCACCAUCAGCACCAACACAACACUAACAACUGGAACCCCACCCUCUACUUCCAACUCCACCUCCAGCAUUGUCCCUCCAACCACCUCCCCAGGCAAUAGCACCGAACCCCCAAGUGGAAAUACCACCACCCCUAGUCCCUCAACAACAACCCCAGGAGGCAAUACCACAGAAGUCACUCCUUCUACUACGCCAGCUAAUGGCAACACAACUGCUGCCACUGUCACCAGCAUGCAGCCAACACAGACCUCCACUGGCUCAAACACCACAGCUGCUCCACCCACCACCACUACACAGAGUCCAGUCAUUGUGUGCCCUUCCAUGCCAUGUCCACCUGAAAGUGUGUGUUUAAAUAGCACUUGUCAGUGUCUCUCUGGCAGUUUCCUGCAGAAUGGCCGAUGCGUACCUGCCCAAGUUUUUCCAGGUCAGCUCCACUUCUUGUCCUUGGACUUUAAGCCUGAAAUGAGUGACAGGUCCUCUGCAAUUUUCCAGUCAACAGCAGCCAGCAUCUCAGCGGCGCUCAGCGAUGCCCUCAAAAAUGAAAUAGGGUAUAAACGAUCUGAUGUCGUGCAUCUCCAACCAGGAAGUGUGCUCGCGUCAGUGAAUAACAUCUUUCAAAACACCGACGCUACUCAAGAGUCUGUCCAUCAGGCCAUUGCAGAGGCUAUAGCCAACCCAGGGAAUGGAUUUUUGACCAAUGUUACGUUCACAGAUAUAAACGUGUGUGCGCAGGUGCCACUACCCUGUGAUGCUGCGACUACAGUGUGCUCAAACACGGCUGGCCAACCUGUAUGUUCCUGCAAAGAAGGCUUCGUCAGCAGCGUGUAUUCAAACAACAGCUGCAAAGCUUGUCCAAGUGGGCAGAAGGCAGUGGGAAACACGUGUCAACUAUGUUCAUUUGGAUACUCCGGCUUCAACUGCAAUGACUCUUCUCUGCUGGCCGUGGUGGUCAUCUCCUGUGUACUCGGAGGAGUUCUACUCAUUACUAUCCUGGCUUUGCUCAUAUACUGCUGCUGUAAGAGAUGCUCAAACGCCAAGCCAGACUACAGCACCAGCCCAUAUGCACCAGAUCAUGUAAACCAGUCCUGGCCUGUAGGCAUCACCCCCAUCCCUCGCGCCACCACUAACUUGGAAGCAGCUAAUGCCAUGGAGAUGACAGAGGGGGGCAGCACUCGGGCAUUGGUGGACAAAAAGCAUCGGUCCAAUGGUUUGGGAUUUCAGCUGAAGAAGAAAGUAUGGAAAAAGUCAGGAUCAUACGACAUCAACCCAGGUGGAAUGAACACGUUCAAAGGUAAAAAUCCUUCUCGUUACUCGUACCUGGUUGAAGGCCGUGAGAAUCCAUACUUCUUACCAGGAGAUGAGAGGAAAAACUGAACAUCUGAUCAGCUGUGGACAGCGAGCAUAAGAAACUCUUGAUCAAGAGAAAAGACACUGGAUUUGAGACCGUGGGACAUUUCUCAUGCAGGACCAGAUUAUUUAUAUUAUAUUAUAUUUUUGAAAUCACAGCAAACUUGGAAAACUAACGGCCACCAAAGUGAUUUAAUCAUGAAGAAUUACAAUGGAACAUGUUUUUUAAAAGGUAGGUUUAUACCAUGUGUGUUCUUAUUGGUUAUAACCAGUAGAUGUAGCUGUUGCUCAAUAUAAAAGAUAAUGAAUCUGUUAUUUUUGUUGUUUUUUUUCAAAUGAAUUAUUCAGUAGUCUUUUCUUUCGUUUGUCAUCAUUGUAAUUGCACGAAAGUGUGUGUUAAGUUUACCACCAGGUUUAAUCUGAAAUCAACAGGGAAUUUAAAGUGGGUUUUUCUGGGGAUAGUAGAUAUUUUAUUUUAUCCAAAGGUUGUGAUUAUUUUAAAGAAAAAAAAAUCUUGAAUGACUUAAAGGGGGCUGGAUCCCUGGUUUUGAAUGUAUUUAAAAGCAAAUAUAAUGUGACAUUUAAAGCGGAGUGCUUUCUGCGUUUAUUGAAGCAGGAUUUGCUUCACGUGCCUUUUUUCGAAUUUCACGGUCUCUUUGACAAACAGAUGGAUCCAGGAUGUGCCAAUUAUCACAUGUACAUUUCUUCUCACUCUUGUGUGUAUAUAUAUAUACAUAUAUAUAUAUACAUAUAU